Messenger RNA from Serpula lacrymans var. lacrymans S7.9, 807 nucleotides. RefSeq lists its product as uncharacterized. The transcript is spliced from 5 exons. The annotation marks the transcript as partial. Gene Ontology annotation, molecular function: phosphatase activity. Gene Ontology annotation, biological process: dephosphorylation. The record is from RefSeq and is a predicted model, not a curated record. Gene Ontology annotation, cellular component: nucleus. NCBI's taxonomy places the organism in Eukaryota, Fungi, Basidiomycota, Agaricomycetes, Boletales, Serpulaceae.
CUCGGCAACCUCUACCUCUCUUCAUGCCCCGGAAAAAAAGUCCGCCUGAACGGUCCCGUUAAAGGCAGAAGCGCAGUGUGCAGAGACCUCGAGAUCGAUCUUCGAAGAAUGAAAGAUCUAGGCGUGAGAUGCGUCGUGUGCUGUCUAGACGAUGAAGAACUCAGCUUUCUCGGCGCUUCAUGGGCGGAGUAUUACCAAAAGGCGCACAGCCUCGGACUCGACGUCCUACGGUACGUACCCGCCACUCCCCUAUCCCUCAUCAUAAGUAUCCAUUCCAUACCCCUCCCCGAAGGCCUCGCCCCGCUCUCCGCAGAAUCCCUCGACGCGCAUCUGACGAGGCUGAUCGAGACGUACACGCUCCACGGGAUGCCUAUCCUCGUGCACUGUCGCGGGGGCGUGGGCAGGGCGGGGUUGGUGGCGUGUUGUUGGAUGCUGAAGCUUGGGUUGUGUGGGUGGAUUGAGACGGAUGUGAGGUCGUCCGCGGGCUUGACGGACGUGUGUGUUGCUUCUACUUCCACUCCCCCGCACGCCUCCAGCCCAGUCCGGCGCGACACCGUCCAGCUCGUCGAGCGCGCGAUUUCGGUGGUGAGGAGGAGGCGGAGUGUGAAGGCGAUUGAGACGCUGGAGCAGGUCAAGUUUUUGGUUGAUUUUGUGGAGUAUCUGAGGGUGUUGGGUGUCGAUCCGCUUCGUCAGGCUUCCACUCAAAAUCCAAACCACGCUCAAGCACAAGCUCAGACGCAGACGCAGAUACAGACGCAGGCCGAGGUGCGUGGUAGCCGGAACGACGAUAUGGACGUUGGUGCGUGA